UCACCCUUCACAAACCACACAAAACAACGCUCAUAAACCAGUCCUGCACUUUCACUCAACAAUCCUCACCUAUUAGUCUACUCGCAGGUCGCCGCCAAUUCCUCCUUGAGAAAGUGAGAAAUGGCAUCACCCCGUAGUUGCUUUCGCGGCCUGCAGAAGAACACGAGCCACGUCGCACUAGUGCUGGUGUCCGUGCUGCUCCUGAGCUCGGCACGUCUCUCCGUGGCCGGCAGGAGCCUGCUGGAGCUGUACAAGCCGCCGGCCAGCGCGCUCCUCACGUACCACAACGGCGCCGUGCUGCAGGGCCGCAUCCCGGUGUCCAUCCUCUGGUACGGCCGCUUCACGCCGGCGCAGAAGGCCGUGGUCACCGACUUCCUCCAGUCCCUCACCACCGCCUCGCCGACGACGCCGUCCCCGUCCGUGUCGCAGUGGUGGAACACCAUCAACCAGCUGUACCUGUCCAAGGCGCGGACGAGAGGCAACGGUGCGCGCUCUGGCGGCGGCAGCGCGCAGGUGGCGCUCGUCGGCCAGACCACCGACGAAGGGUGCUCGCUGGGGAAGCGCCUCACGCUGGCUCAGCUCCCGCGGCUGGCGGCGCGGGCGGGGACGAAGAAGGGCGGGAUCGCGCUGGUGCUCACCGCGCAGGACGUGGCCGUGGACGGGUUCUGCAUGAGCCGCUGCGGUCUGCACGGCUCCGAUGCCAGGGCCGGAACCGCGUACAUCUGGGUCGGCAACUCCGCCACGCAGUGUCCCGGUCAGUGCGCGUGGCCGUUCCACCAGCCGCUGUACGGACCCCAGACGCCGGCGCUCGUGCCGCCGAGCGGCGACGUCGGCGUGGACGGUAUGGUCAUCAACAUCGCCAGCAUGGUCGCCGGCACGGUGACCAACCCGUUCCGCGACGGGUUCUACCAGGGCGACAAGGACGCACCGCUGGAGGCCGCCACUGCCUGCACAGGGGUCUAUGGCAGCGGGGCCUACCCCGGUUUCGCAGGCAACCUGGCGGUGGACCGUACGUCGGGGGCGAGUUACAAUGCCAAUGGUGCAAAUGGGAGGAAGUACCUGCUUCCCGCUCUGUUCGACCCUGCAACCUCUACGUGUUCGACUUUGGUGUGACGACUAAGCUGUCAGAAUUGUGUAGUAACACUGUGUAUAUAUAUAGUAUGAGAGUGAGAUAUAAGGAGUGUACUGUACUAAGUGUUGAUAUCUGGAUAUGUACCGUCCACUUUUGAAGAUCGAACCGGGGGAUUGCAGCCAGAAAUGAUGCAACAACGAUACUAUCCUGCCUCCAA
This is a messenger RNA of Sorghum bicolor (sorghum), 1289 nucleotides long. RefSeq names its product protein EXORDIUM. The record is from RefSeq and is a predicted model, not a curated record. Bases 121 to 1113 code for a protein of 330 amino acids. The transcript has a single exon. NCBI's taxonomy places the organism in Eukaryota, Viridiplantae, Streptophyta, Magnoliopsida, Poales, Poaceae.